Folsomia candida is the source of this 893-nucleotide messenger RNA. RefSeq lists its product as uncharacterized. The coding region runs from base 209 to 559 and encodes 116 amino acids. NCBI's taxonomy places the organism in Eukaryota, Metazoa, Arthropoda, Collembola, Entomobryomorpha, Isotomidae. The record is from RefSeq and is a predicted model, not a curated record. The transcript has 2 exons.
CUAAAAUACAAACAGGAUACGGAUGAGAAGAAUUCCCAAUCUUUUAUUAGCAAUUUUAUCUCGAAAGGUUGAGAUGUAAGACAACGGGUAACACUGUAUUAUUCAGUUGUUGAAGCAUCUAGAAUUUUCAUUAGCUGGUUCACAACUACGAGAUUUUAUCUUUACCCGCGACAUAUUUAAUUACCAAUUACUAAAAAAAAGUCUAAAAAUGUGGGGAUUUAAAUCAUUCUGGGUUUUUGUCACUGUUUUAGUUGUGGCCUCGAACGCAUUCAAUGUGGAACUUUAUGAGGAGAAGCAUUUUAAAGGUCGACAUACCACGCUUGAUGUGAAGGGUUGUACGGACGUACCUUCAAUGUUUGACGACAUUAUUUCUUCAGUUGAUCCAUCGCAGUGUGUUAUCAUUUUUAAGCACCCGAAUUGUCAAGGUCCUCGAGUGAGGUUGGAACCCUCCGGAUUUGGAACUGCAUAUCUGAAGGAAAUCAAUUUUGAAGAUAAACUGACUUCCAUUGCGCCGUGUAGCUUUUCCAAGAAUGAUGCCAAACGGCGAGAUGAGCACUAAAAUUGUGUCGAAAUCAGAUAUGCGUACUGGACCCUGAUAAGAACUCAUUUAAACAAAUAUUUAAUCAAAUAUUCAAAUGUCAUGAACUUCCUGUUUUUUUUGUUAUCACUGGUCACAUUGUCCGUUCUAGUCAAAUAAUGUCUCAUGCGUAAUAAAGACACGAUUCAUAUUUGAUUAGUGCUCAUGCGUAUGCUCUUGUCCUGUGUGAAGUGUGGAUUAAAUGUGAGUUCUACAAUAUUGUUUCCUAUUGUUUUAAUUUGAAAUUGUUUUAAACUGAUAAUGUCAAUUCAUGAAUUUUUAACAAAAAUAAAGAUGAAAGCCACAUUAUGGUUGA